This is a messenger RNA of Colletotrichum spaethianum, 864 nucleotides long. RefSeq names its product NADPH-dependent conjugated polyketone reductase C2. Gene Ontology annotation, cellular component: cytosol. The record is from RefSeq and is a predicted model, not a curated record. Bases 1 to 864 code for a protein of 287 amino acids. NCBI's taxonomy places the organism in Eukaryota, Fungi, Ascomycota, Sordariomycetes, Glomerellales, Glomerellaceae. The transcript is spliced from 2 exons. Gene Ontology annotation, molecular function: aldose reductase (NADPH) activity.
AUGACCAACACCGUCGCCCCGAUACCGCGCCUAAUCUACGGCACCGCCUGGAAGAAAGCCCAGACGGCGCCCCUCGUCGCCUCGGCCCUGUCCGCCGGCUUCCGCGCCCUCGACACCGCCGCCUCCCACCACUACUCGGAAGAGGGCGUCGGCGCCGGCCUCCGCGCCUGGCUCGCCCAGAACCCGGCCCACGGCGUCCCCCGCUCGGGCCUCUACAUCCAGACGAAAUUCUCCCCCCAGCCCUCGGCGCUGCCCAUCCCGGACCAGGUCCACGGCUCCGUCGCCUCGUCCCUCAAGAACCUCGCCGUGCCCAAGGGCCUGUUCGCCCCGGGCCCGCCGCCGCCGACGACGAAGACGACGACUUCUACCUCGACUGCGUCCUCCUGCACGCCCCUACCCCUCUCCUACGUGCCGUCCCGCGUCCGCACCCUCGGCAUCUCCAACGUCGACCUCGACGAGCUGCGCGCCCUCUGCGCCGACGCCGCCGUCCAGCCCGUCGUCGUCCAGAACCGCCUGAACCCAAGGGAGGCCUACAACACCCCCGUCCGCGUCUUUUGCCGCGACAGGGGCAUCAACUUCCAGUCCUUUUGGACGCUGACGGCGAACCCGCCGCUGGUGAAAAGCGCCGCCGUCGGCAGGGUCGCCGAGGGCGCCGGCGUGAGCAACGAGGUCGCCAUGUACGGGCUCGUGCUGGGGCUGCGGGGCGUCAGCGUGCUGGACGGGACGACCAACGAGGCCCGCAUGAAGGAGGAUCUCGAGGGCGUCGAGAAGGUGGCCGCUUGGGCCGACGGCGACGGCGCAGACGUCUGGAACGAGAGCCUGGCGGCGUUCAAGUCUGUCCUCGGCGACCCGGAGGGAGUCUGA